AUGGCUAACAUAGCAUCACAAGAAGAACUUUUUAGUCAGAUUAAAAGGCUUCUCACCAAUCACAAGAAAACUUCGUCAACGCGUUAUACAGCAAGUUACUUGAAAAUACGUAUAGAGUCGCUUGAAGAAUACUGGAAUCAAUUCCUUACUGAGCACCGAGAAAUUUUAAAGUCUUCAGUAAGCGUCGAUGAGAAAAAGGAACUGAAAGCGCUCUACAAUGAUGUCGAAGAUUUCUAUAUGGAGUUCAAGACUAGUUUGUUAGAACUGACGGAAUCUGUCACAACUCAAGAAGGUGCCUCACCUCAAGUGCCUCAUGCAUCACAACCUCAAGUUGUCACAAAGAGUAAACUCCCGCCGAUAAACCUCCCUUCGUUUUCCGGUGAUUACCAAGAAUGGAUGCACUUCAAGGAUUUGUUUAUCUCUAUGGUACACAAUGAGCCGGGUCUGAGUGACAUACACAAGCAUCAUUAUUUGAGGUCAAGCUUGAAGGGUGAAGCAGAACAAGUCGUCCGUCAUUUCGAACUCACAGCUGCCAACUAUGGGAAGGCUUGGAACGCCUUAGUCUGCCGCUACAGCAAUGAUAGGGUUAUAGCUAAUACCAUACUGAAUCGCCUGCUUAAUCAGAAGAAACUCACGUACGAAUGCUCUAAAGGCCUCAAGGAUCUUCUUGAUACUACAAACCAGUGUCUCAGUAGUCUAGCGAAUUUGAAGAUUGACACAACUACUUGGGAUUCGAUCAUAGUGCAUAUUGUAGUAUCCAAGUUAGAUAGUGAAACUCACAAAGCUUGGGAGCAAUCACUUGGUUCUUCUAUAGAGUUACCCAGUUAUAAGAAGCUCACAUCAUACUUAGAGGGACGAUUCAGAGCGAUGGAAAUGGUACAAGCGACACAGAAGAAAGAUAAGAAAGAUACCACAUUACAACAACCAGCUACUGCACCUAAAAUAAAGAAUGUGAGAUCUUUCACCGCUGAAGUUGAUACGGAAUGCACAUAUUGUAAGAAAAGUCACUACAUCUGUCACUGCACUGAAUUUGCACAACUCGACAUAGAUCAACGUAAAGAAUUUGUAAAGAACAACAACUUAUGCUUCAAUUGCCUUGUCAAAGGACAUUCCAUACGGAAUUGUAGACAAGCCACAACGUGUAAAACCUGUAAUCGCAAACACCAUACGCUUUUGCACUACCAGAGUAUAACUGCGAAUACAGUCACUAUGGAGACACCCACAGAACCUGAGGACACACAAAUUAAGGAACUCACAAGUCUGAAGGUUUCACAAAAAGGCAAGAAAGUGAUAUUGGCCACGGCACAGAUAUAUGUGAAGGAUAGCAGUGGUUCUCUCGUUCAGCUUAGAGCCCUUGUUGACCAAGGCUCAGAAGGCACCUUCAUUACGGAGUCUGCAGUGCAACUGCUGCGACUGAAGAAGACUUUCCAGCCAGCUAAUAUCACGGGUCUUGAAAAUCAAACUUCAGUGCCACGAUACGUCGUUAACUUAGAUAUUUACUCACCGAUAGACACUCACUAUGUAAUGCAAGUUGACGCUCACGUACUCUCGAAGAUUAAUAGUUGGUUACCCUCAAAGGAGUUUGACAUCUCACAAUGGCCUGCCCUGUCCCAAUUGCAACUAGCAGACCCUCACAUGCAAUCGCCGGGACCUAUUGAUGUUCUACUGGGCGCCGAGGUCUAUGCAUUUAUUUUGCUAGACGGACUACACAAAUAUAACGAUGACAAGCUUAUAGCACAAAACUCGAAACUCGGAUGGUUUGUCUCUGGAGCUUCUCAAUCACGAAGUGAUCUGCCACCUCACAAUAUCGUAGCACACCACGCACUUAUCGAGGUAGAUCAACUCCUACGCAAAUUCUGGGAGACUGAAGAGUACAAGCCACAUGAGAAACCUAUGACACAUCUUGAGACACAAUGUGAAGAGCACUAUAUAGAAACUCACUCAAGACAAGAAGAUGGUCGUUACGUCGUACGCUUACCGUUUAAAGAUGACCACGAAAAGAACUUAGGCGAUUCUCGACAAAUCGCACUACAGAGACUGAUGCACAUGGAGAAGAGAUUCGCAAACAAGCCUAAAUUUCAGAAGGAUUAUGCGGACUUCAUAGAUCAAUAUCAGAAGCUGAAUCACUUAGAAGAUGUAGACCCACAACAUAAGCCAACUCACAAAGUCUACCAUCUCCCACAUCACGCUGUGAUAAGAGAAUCCAGCAGCACCACAAAGCUUCGUGUGGUCUUUGAUGGCACUGCGCAGCCGUCAAAUGGCUCAUCUCUGAACGACGAAUUACUCAUAGGACCAUCACUAUUGCAAGACUUACGAGAUCUUAUUAUUCGUUGGCGUACUCACAAGAUAUGUCUGCUUGCUGACGUGAAGCAAAUGUAUCGCCAAAUACUCGUCGCUAAAGAAGAUGUAGACUAUCAGCGCAUACUGUGGCGCGCAUCUCCACAAGAUGAAAUCGUCGAGAAACGUUUGUUAACUGUGACAUAUGGUACGUCAUGUGCUCCGUUCCUCGCUAUUCGCACCCUGAAGCAGCUUGCACAAGAUGAAAAAGAGGAAUUCCCAGACUUAGUUGAAGUCAUAAGUAAUGACUUUUAUAUGGAUGACUUACUCACAGGUGCGAAUGACGUGGAACAAGCUACUAGGUUACAGAGUCGUAUCACACAAGCUAUGGCUAAUGGUAAAUUUGAGAUGCACAUCCAACAGUCCUGA
This is a messenger RNA of Cydia fagiglandana, 2706 nucleotides long. RefSeq lists its product as uncharacterized. NCBI's taxonomy places the organism in Eukaryota, Metazoa, Arthropoda, Insecta, Lepidoptera, Tortricidae. The transcript has a single exon. The coding region runs from base 1 to 2706 and encodes 901 amino acids. The record is from RefSeq and is a predicted model, not a curated record.